CCAGCAUUUAUGGCAGUGCGAACCUGCUCGGUUUCAAAGAUUUUGAACCCCAACGAGCCUUAGAGCCAUGGACUACUCUCUGAAGCAUGGCUAUUUGCCCCAGAUGCCUCAAGCAAUCCAUCAGGCAUGAGCUCAAUCAUGCUGAGAAAACUAAUUCCUUAUUCGCUUCAGAAAAACUUGUGCGCCGCAAGUCCCCACCUUUUACUCCGCUACUCCUCUGCACUUCCCUCCCCAUCACCCAAACGAAGAGAAGCCACCAUUUUUAACGCGAAAACUGGCAGUCACGCGGUGUUCUACAACUCCCAAAUUACGAAAAAUGGAAGGAAUGGGAAUCUACAGGAAGCGCAAUCCAUAUUCGAUCACAUGCCCUUCCGAGACGUCGUCUCAUGGACUGCGCUGCUCACGGCGUAUGCUGAAAACGGCGAUGUCUCCAAAGCCCGGCAGGUGUUUGACCAAAUGCCGAAGAGAAACACCGCAUCAUGGAAUGCCAUGAUAUCAGCUUACGCGCGUGCCUUGAAGGUUUCAGAGGCUUAUGAGUUGUUUUCGAAAAUGCCCACAAGAAAUGUGGUCUCAUAUGGUGCCAUGAUUAUGGGGUUUGCAAAGAAUGGAAUGCUAGAGGAGGCUGAGGAAGUCUACCAGGAGAUGCCUCAGAUGGGGCGAGACCCAGUUGCUUCUAAUGCUUUAAUUUGUGGGUAUUUGAAAGCUGGCAAGCUGGACAAGGCUGUUCAAGUAUUCAAUAGAAUGGGGAUGAGGGAUGUGGUUUCUUGGAGCUCGAUGGUCGAUGGAUAUUGCAAAAAUGGGAGAAUUUCUGAUGCAAGAGAUGUUUUUGAUGCAAUGCCCGAAAGGAAUGUGGUUUCCUGGACUGCUAUGGUUCGUGGAUACUUAAAAGCUGGAUUUUGGGAAGAGGGAUUCAGACUGUUUGUGCAGAUGAGAAGGGACGCUGUGAGGAUCAGUUCGACGACAUUUUCUGUUAUGCUUGAUGCUUGUGCUGAUAAGGAUAGGAUCAGAGAAGGGGUUCAGAUUCAUGGGCUGGCCUUGACAAUGGGAUUGGAAUGUGAUGUCUUCUUGGGUAAUUCUGUUAUAAGUAUGUACUCUAGAGCUGGUUGGAUGACUGCUGCUAGAAGGUCAUUUGAUUGCAUGAAAGAGAAAGAUGUAGUUUCAUGGAAUUCUUUAAUUAAUGGAUAUGUUCAGCUUGAUGCAAUUGAGGAAGCAUAUGCAUUGUUUGAGUUGAUGCCGGAAAGGGAUGUUGUUUCUUGGACUUCUUUGGUGGUGGGCUUCUCUAACAGAGGGUGGACUAAAGAAUCUGUUCGUAUAUUUGAACAGAUGCCCAAAAAAGAUGGAAUUGCUUGGACUGCAAUUAUUUCAGGUUUUGUCAGCAAUAGGGAGCAUGAAAGUGCAUUGCGAUGGUUUGGUCGCAUGGUAGAAGAGGGGUUUAGACCUAAUCCUGUCAUGUUAAGUAGUGUUUUGAGUGCCUUGGCUGGUUUGGCAAUUUUAGAUCUAGGAAUGCAGGUUCAUGCCUGUAUCAUUAAGAUGGAUUUCGAGGUUGACGUUGCCAUUCAGAGUUCUUUAGUGUCGAUGUAUGCAAAGUGUGGAGAUGUAAGAGAUGCCUAUCGUAUCUUCUCAAGCGUCCAUGAGCGAAACCUUGUUACUGUGAACUCAAUGAUAACAGCAUUUGCUCAACAUGGUCUGGCAGAGGAGGCACUUAAAUUAUUCGCAGAGAUGUUGAAAAACGGGUAUAAGCCUACCCAGGUCACCUUUCUAGGGCUUCUUUCUGCUUGUGCUCAUGCAGGCCUUGUUGAAGAAGGGUACAAAUACUUCAAAUCCAUGAGAUCUUAUGGUGUUGAACCAGGGCCAGAUCACUACACCUGUAUGGUUGAUAUACUUGGACGUGCUGGGUUGCUGAAAGAUGCAAUGGAAUUAAUUAACUCAAUGCCAUGUAAACCCCAUGCGGCAGCAUGGGGUGCUCUCCUUAAUGCUAGCAGGAUCCACUUCAAUCUUGAAUUUGCAGAGCUAGCAGCCCAGCAACUUUUUGAUCUAGAACCCAAUAAUGCAACAGCUUAUGCAGUCCUAUCCAGCAUGUAUUCUUUGGCAGGGCUGAAGGAGGAUGAGGAGAAAGUGAGAAUGCUGAAACAGUCCAAUGGUGUGAGGAAGAUUCCAGGUUAUAGUCGAAUUAUACCUGAUCAAAAUGCAAAUCAGUGGAGCAGAGUGUUAAUCCCUCGAAUGCAGCUUAGAUAAUUUCAGGAAGACAAAUCAACAGAUGUGUCUCAGUUAAGUUCUUAUUGGGAACAUAUAUAAAUCAGGAAGUAUCCAUUUACAUCAAAGGGAUGUGGUUCUUGAAAUUGAGAUCAGGCAUUUUGAUCCGAUCAUCAGCUUUCUUGGUCCUAAGCAGUGAAGAGUUUUAUGAUGCAGAAACAUAAACCAUGAUUGAUUUCAUAUUAUGGUGUGCAACUUCCAGAGGACAAGUGUCAGAAACACAUAUAUCAGGCAAAAGGCAAAAGUAUGUACUUUCUUGAAAUGAUUAUCCCGCCAAAGGGGGAGGGGGGGGGGGGGGCUUUCAUAUUUCAGAUUUGUGGGUGCUAGCUGAAACUGAAAUAAGUACAUUAUUGACAAAAAUGAGCAAAACUGAAGGAGAUUAUGUAAAGAUAUUUCAGGGAAAGAAGCAUGUUGGUAUAUCUUCAUGCCAUGAAGUCAUUAUAGCUGAGCAUGGUGGUCUAGUAUAUGAUCAGAGUUGCAAAAAUCCAUUUGAGAUUCCACUUUUGCUUGGUCUUCACCGAACAUUAACUUUCAGUGGCUGUGUUGAGUAACCGACAUUCUGGUUUGUUGCGUUCCAAUUUCAUAUAAUGUUACUAUUCUAUUCAUUAUGUAAAAACUAUUUGAUUCGUUUUUACUUAAUAUUAGACUAUUUGAUGAAUAUAAAAA
Molecule: messenger RNA, 2919 nt
Organism: Elaeis guineensis (African oil palm)
Lineage: Eukaryota; Viridiplantae; Streptophyta; Magnoliopsida; Arecales; Arecaceae
Product: pentatricopeptide repeat-containing protein At1g53600, mitochondrial
Biological process (GO): RNA modification
Molecular function (GO): RNA binding; protein binding
Source: RefSeq, a predicted model, not a curated record